Molecule: messenger RNA, 2611 nt
Organism: Suricata suricatta (meerkat)
Lineage: Eukaryota; Metazoa; Chordata; Mammalia; Carnivora; Herpestidae
Gene: RANBP3L
Product: RAN binding protein 3 like
Exons: 14
Coding region: 460-1854 (464 amino acids)
Biological process (GO): protein export from nucleus
Cellular component (GO): nuclear pore; cytoplasm
Molecular function (GO): GTPase activator activity
Source: RefSeq, a predicted model, not a curated record
CCAGGCUUAGAAAUCACUUGAUUGAACUCAGCAGCACUUUUUAAAUUUUGUAUAUAUUAUGCUAGCUGACCUCUCUAAGUACUAGAGGCAUUAGAUUUCAUGUCAGCAGAUGGGUCAAAAAAUUGCCAAAGCUGUAAUUGGUUAGAAAUAGUUACUCUGUAGGAUUUUACACUGUAAGGGGGAAAGCUUCAAAGUGCUUUGAAGUGAAAGAAGAAUUAAGCUGUGUUUUUAUCCAAAUGAACUGGCAUCUUUAUAUGUAGGGGAAGUAAAUAUUUCUUUCAAGGAUCAUGACUAGGAAGCACUUGGAAGUUUACUAGAGAAGUAAAUGUUUUACACUCAAAGACAGGAUCUGCAUGUACCUCUGUGGCUCUGGGUGUCUGGUGAAGAUCAUUUUAGGUGACUGACCAAGGGAAGGAAAUGUCCUAGUGAUACUGGAACCACAGCCAUAUUGCCAGCACCAUGUCUACUACACAGAGAAAAGUCACCAGCCACCUGUUUUGCAGUUUUUAUACCUGUAAACGGAAGCUUCCAGAAGACCAGCGACAGCAAGAAAAAUCUGUCAUUGCUCAUCCAAUAUUUGUUUUCACAAAGAGAAAACAAACUUUUAAGAGACCGGCAGAAGACACCCUGUGCGAAUCAUCAGAACAUGAAUCGAAUGGUUUUCCAAGAAAGCGUGUACGGUCUUCAUCUUUUACUUUGCAUACUACACAUCCUCAGUCCCAAGGAGUGAAGAAAAACAAUGUUUUUAUGAUAUCAACUUAUGUUCAAAGGAAUGUUGAUAUGAACAGUGAAGAACAAGGUCCAGUGAAACAUUCUGAACAUGUUCUAAGACCUGCUACCUUGCAGCCACCUCAAUCUCAAAGGUGUGAAAAAGCAAGAAAAACUUUGGGACACGAUAACUUGGAAUCCUGCAAGAUUAAAGACAAAACAAUAAAUGAGAUUUCUGAGGGGAGCUCCGGUUUGCUAGGUGAAAAUUCACCCAGUGCUAGAAUUUCAGCCCUGCUGACUACUAACCAGAAUUGCUUAGGUGCAACAUUAGUAGGAUGUCAACCAAAUGAAGAUAAAUAUUCUUUUAAAAGCUGCAGUUCUGAUUUCGUGUUUGGAGAAAACAUGGUAGAAAGAGUUUUGGAUACUCAACAUCUCAUCCAAUCUCAACCUGAAAAUGAUUCAUACACCAAGGAACAAUCAUUUAAAUCCACACUAGAAUUUCCUGUGAACUCUCCAAAUUCAAACUCUAUUAAAAAUAUGUCCCUAAUUGAAUCAGCUGCUGCUGUCUCUUCUAAGCCAUCACCCAAAUGCUUGCUGGAGAAAAUUGAUGUUGUGACCGGGGAGGAAGCUGAACAUAAUGUGUUGAAGAUCAACUGCAAGCUUUUUAUAUUCAACAAAACAACACAGUCCUGGAUUGAAAGGGGCAGAGGAGCUUUGAGGCUGAAUGACACAGCAAGCAGUGACUGUGGAACAUUCCAGUCAAGACUAAUUAUGCGCAAUCAAGGCAGCCUGAGGCUGAUUCUCAACAGCAAACUCUGGGCUCAAAUGGAGAUUCAAAGAGCAAACCACAAAAAUUUACGAAUAACAGCAACUGAUUUAGAAGACUAUAACAUCAAAGUGUUUUUAAUUCAGGCCAGUGCCAAAGAUACAGGAUAUCUGUAUGCAGCAAUACAUCACCGGCUCAUUGCGCUUCGAAGCUUUGAUAAACAGAAAGAUGUAAAUCAAGCUGAAAGCCAGUCAGAAACAAUCCUCCAACAAUUAAACUGUGAAAGCUGUGAUGAAGAUGAGGAUGAUUUCAUCCAAGCAACUAAGAAUAGAUCAGAUCCUUCUAGGUGGACCCACAGACAGUCGGUUGCCUGUUCAUGAGCACUCUCUACUGUAAACGUGACAACAUCUACAAAAAGAUUGGUCAUCUUGCUGAAAAUACUAAACCUUCUUAACUAAAUGAGAUGAUCCUAUUCAUCCCUUGAAGAGUUUUUAUAGCAAAGUUCAUAAAAUAUAAUGUGUUGCAAUUAAAACUUUUCUCUUAUAUAAUCUAAUAAUUGCAAGGUUGUACAUUUUGAUUAUUGUGGAGAAAAUGACAGAAUUUGAGAAAUGCAUGGACUUAGUUCAAAAUUUAUCAUUUUUGAAAAAUUUAGAAUAGGAUUUGAUAACUAAUUUGGACUAUUCAUCACAUUGGUGGAUAUCGUAGUUAAAAUAAAUUGCUGGAUUUGAUAAAUAUCUAAGAUAUUUAUUUUUUCAGUCAUACAUUGUCUGGUCAUAAAACAAAUAUUUUAAAGGUCUCUAGUCAUUUCUUCCAAAAUACUGUAGCUGCAUGAUAACAUUUGAUUAAGUCACAUUUCUUUUCUGGGAAAUGAGUAUUUUCAGUUAGCCUUUGGAUUUACUAAUACUAUAAGAUUAUAUCAUCUUAUUCAUGGUAUGAAUUUCUUUAAAUUUAGUAUUGUUCUUGGACCUAUAUCUACUAUACCUUGUAUAUGCUUGACUCUAGGUCAACAUCCAAUAGUUGUUGAAGGGAUGAACAGAAUACAUUACCUAUGUAACAAAACAGUAAGUAUACAAAAAGUAAAAUGUGUUAACUUGCUCUUUGCUUUCUGUAAUUAAAUUGUCAUUAAUAUUUUAUGGA